UGAUUAUAUUUUAAGAAACUAAAAAUGAGCAGUUCCUUUGAAUGGCCUUGGCAAUAUAAUUUCCCUCCAUUUUUUACAAUUCAACCAAACCUAGAUACUCGAGCCAAACAAAUUGAAGCAUGGGGUAGUAUUAUACUUAGUUAUUUUAAAUACUAUAAACUGUAUCGACUAGAUUUAACUGAAGCACAAUCCCAUGUUUUAUUCAACAAUGCCAGCAUCAACAGAAAACUUUCUAGAGAUGGUAUUUUAUUAGUAUUAGAAGCUCUUGAAAAAACAGGUCAUGUUGAGUGGGAUAAUCCUAAAGAUAAAAAAAAAUGCUAUUUAAUGUGGCGUCGGCCAGAAGAGUGGUCAGAGUUAGUUUACAACUGGGUGAACAUGAACGGAAUGACUGAUACUGUUUGUACAUUAUUUGAGUUGCAUUCAGGAGAUGAUACAAUUGGAGAAGAGUUUCACAACAUUGAUAUUAAUGUACUGAGAAAAGCACUUCAGAUAUUAGAAAAACGCGGAAAGGCGCAAAUUUUUACAGCCGAAAAUCCACAGGAAGAAGGGGUCAAGUUUUUCUCUUAGUUUCUCAAGUCAAAUAUUAGAUUUGUUUUUGUAUAAUGUCUUGAGAUGUCUUUCUAAUUUUUAUUUUUUAUUUUUUUCUCAUUUUUAUUAAAUAACUAACAUAAAAGCAGAUACAAAUUGAUUUUAACUUUUUUUUUUGCUUUUAUAAAAAAUAAGGCAUGGCUUAUAAUUUUUUGUUUUUUUUCUUGUUAAAUUACUAGAAGCAAAAGCUGUUAGUGUCUUUUAUUAGCAUGAAGAUAUAUUUAUAAAGUUUUACAAUUAUCAAUAAAUAUCU
Messenger RNA from Hydra vulgaris (swiftwater hydra), 841 nucleotides. RefSeq names its product vacuolar protein-sorting-associated protein 25. Gene Ontology annotation, molecular function: structural molecule activity; protein homodimerization activity. Gene Ontology annotation, cellular component: ESCRT II complex. Lineage: Eukaryota; Metazoa; Cnidaria; Hydrozoa; Anthoathecata; Hydridae. Gene Ontology annotation, biological process: protein transport to vacuole involved in ubiquitin-dependent protein catabolic process via the multivesicular body sorting pathway. The record is from RefSeq and is a predicted model, not a curated record.